UGAUUCAGGGCUGAAGUUGUCUCAACGAAACUGCCGUGGCACUUUGGCAGCCUUUAGGAGAUAACCACAUGAAGAGAUGAGACGGAGGCAGAAGCGACUGUUGCAGUUUGCGGGUUUGGUUAUAGCGGCCCUUCUUUUUUUGCCUAACGUUGGUUUAUGGUCCCUUUACCGAGACCGAGUGUCUGAAAACUCUCCCGAAACAGUGGUGGGACUGCGAGUUAGCCUGCAGAAUCAGGGAGUGGACGUGGGGUUCAGGAAGGAUCCUCGCCAUGAUGGAAAUCAACGGAAAGACUGGCAUGACUAUGAGGCAAUCAGGAGGGACGCGGCCCGAUCAGGGAAUGGGGAGCAAGGAAAGCCGUUUCCUAUGACGGACGCAGACCGUGUGGAGCAAGCGUACAGAGAGAAUGGAUUCAACAUUUAUGUUAGUGACAGAAUCUCUCUCAAUCGAUCACUGCCUGAUAUCAGACACCCAAACUGCAAACAGAAGCUGUACACACAGAAGUUGCCCAACACCAGCAUCAUCAUUCCUUUCCACAACGAAGGCUGGUCGUCUCUUCUGCGAACUGUCCACAGCGUACUCAACCGCUCUCCACCAGAGCUCAUCGCAGAGGUCAUUCUGGUGGACGACUUCAGCGAUAAAGAGCAUCUGAAGGCCCCCUUAGAAGAUUACAUGGUGCGCAUGCCAAAGGUACGGAUUCUGCGCACAAAGAAAAGGGAGGGUUUGAUUAGGACCCGGCUGCUAGGCGCUCUGGCUGCUAAGGGGGAGGUCAUCACCUUCCUGGACUCACACUGUGAGGCUAAUGUCAACUGGUUGCCUCCUCUGCUCGACCGCAUCGCCCAGAACCGCAAAACGAUUGUGUGCCCUAUGAUUGACGUGAUUGACCAUGAUAACUUUGGUUAUGAGACCCAGGCAGGAGAUGCUAUGCGUGGGGCCUUUGACUGGGAGAUGUACUACAAACGCAUCCCUAUCCCAGCAGAGCUGAUGAAAGAGGAUCCGAGUGAACCGUUUGAAUCUCCCGUCAUGGCAGGAGGGCUAUUUGCGGUGGACAGGAAGUGGUUCUGGGAACUGGGAGGAUAUGACACAGGGCUGGAGAUCUGGGGAGGGGAGCAGUAUGAGAUUUCAUUUAAGGUGUGGAUGUGUGGGGGCCGAAUGGAGGACAUCCCUUGUUCCAGAGUGGGGCACAUUUACAGGAAAUAUGUUCCCUACAAAGUCCCUGGCGGAGUCAGUCUGGCUAGAAACCUGAAGCGUGUGGCUGAGGUGUGGAUGGAUGAGUACGCUGAGCAUGUUUAUCAGCGUCGGCCGGAUUACCGCCAUCUCUCUGCAGGGGACGUGACCCUGCAGAAGGAUCUGAGGAGACGUCUGAACUGCAAGACUUUCAAAUGGUUCAUGACAGAGGUGGCCUGGGACCUGCCCAAACACUACCCACCUGUGGAGCCCCCAGCAGCAGCCUGGGGAGAGAUUCGAAAUGUCGGCAGUGGAAUGUGCAUGGAGAGUAAACACUUUGCCUCUGGUUCACCCAUUCGGCUGGAGACAUGUUUGAAAGGGCAGGAGGAAGCUGGAUGGGGCCAUGGACAGGUCUUUACAUUCGGCUGGAGGGAGGACAUCCGGGUUGGUGACCCCCUGCACACUAAGAAGGUCUGUUUUGAUGCCAUCUCAAACAAUAGCCCUGUGACACUAUAUGACUGCCAUGGCAUGAAGGGGAACCAGCUGUGGCGUUACAGAGAGGAUAAGACAAUCUACCACCCCAUCAGUAACAGCUGUAUAGACAGCAGCCCCACAGAGAAGAGGGUGUUUAUGAAUUCAUGCCAGCCUGGCUCUCCCAGCCAGAAGUGGAUCUUUGAGAGGACCAAUUCCACGAUACUGCAACAAUUCAACCGCCAAUGAGAGCAGAGGGGCGGGACUCUUACCUGGAUUGUGAUGUCAGUCAGAGUGUGUGUAUGAGGGGCAGGGAGCCUGAUGUCAUGGAUUGUUUCUGUUGAGUGGCAUUUGCUCUGUCUCAGUGAACACCUGAGGACAGGUAAACAGAGAUGAGAUCUCCUGCAAGAUUUCUCAAGGACUCCAAGGUUUGAGAGUGAAAUUUGGCAAAACUGAAACAAAACAGUAUAUGCUUUAUGCCACUGACUGCAAAUGUUUGAGCUGAAGAGUGAGCCACCCAAGGGGAUGCUGCACUACCACAUGUUUAGUUUCAGUUUCAGUUUCACUCUUCACUGUUGUAGCUCUUGUGAAGUCAUAUAUCAGGGUGUGCCUGUCUUUGUCUGGAUGUAUCAGACUGGAUGUCGCUGUUCCUGAGGCUGUGAAAGAGACAGGCAGAUCCAGACCCUCCUCCUUUUCUCAAAGUACUGCCCACAUCCAACAACCUUACUCUGGCAUCGUAGCUGAAUAGAAAGCCAGAUGAGCAACACAGUGAAAAUAUCUCCUUUUGAUUAAAUGUUUUCAUGCCCAUUUUAAUCCUCAUCUGCUAUUCCUCUAAUCCUCUGACAGCUGAUAGACGUAUCUCUGUAGCACGUAACCUUUCUGCACGGAUUUGCACAAGAUGGCCAGGCAGAAAUGUAUGGUGGAAAACGUGCUGUGUUGGAAGACUGACAGAGAGAGAGAACUCUCGUCAUUCCACUCCACUCUACGAUAACUGAUGUUCUACUGACACGUAAGGGGUGUUUGUCGGCUGUUUUUAACAAAUCAAAAGCCGAGUCUAAACCACUUUAAGAGGACCUGAUUGCAGCUGGUUCUUUGAUUCGUGGGCCCAGAUGGUCGACAUAAAGCAUUACAGCGCACUCAUUAUGAUAAACUUGAAAUCGAUCCUAGUGCCUUGUUGGCAGAGAGCGUAAUUAUUUUAGCAGGAUAAAACCAAAGCUCCUGUCACGUUAUUUAACUGAUUUUACUGUUUGGUUUAUGUGAGUGAGUGAGUGAG
Molecule: messenger RNA, 2909 nt
Organism: Chanos chanos (milkfish)
Lineage: Eukaryota; Metazoa; Chordata; Actinopteri; Gonorynchiformes; Chanidae
Gene: galnt10
Product: UDP-N-acetyl-alpha-D-galactosamine:polypeptide N-acetylgalactosaminyltransferase 10 (GalNAc-T10)
Exons: 12
Coding region: 77-1885 (602 amino acids)
Biological process (GO): protein O-linked glycosylation
Cellular component (GO): Golgi apparatus
Molecular function (GO): polypeptide N-acetylgalactosaminyltransferase activity
Source: RefSeq, a predicted model, not a curated record